Messenger RNA from Aspergillus homomorphus CBS 101889, 3655 nucleotides. It is a transcript of the gene niiA, whose product is annotated as nitrite reductase niiA. The transcript is spliced from 9 exons. The coding region runs from base 58 to 3348 and encodes 1096 amino acids. Lineage: Eukaryota; Fungi; Ascomycota; Eurotiomycetes; Eurotiales; Aspergillaceae. The record is from RefSeq and is a predicted model, not a curated record. Gene Ontology annotation, molecular function: flavin adenine dinucleotide binding; heme binding; 2 iron, 2 sulfur cluster binding.
AAUUUUCUGUAAUCUGCCGCAAUACCAGAAUCUCCUGAAUUUGCGUCAUCCAAUACAAUGCCUCUGCUGGACGGAUCCAAAAGCAGCGACCCUGUCAUUCACGAUGUCUCCCCCCUAACGUCAUCCGGCAUGGAUUCUACCACCAAUACAGAGCCGCGCAGACAUGACUCGUGUGCACGUCAAAAGAUUGUGGUGGUAGGCUUGGGAAUGGUUGCUAUCUCGUUGAUCGAAAAGAUCAUCAAGCAAGAUGCGGACCGUCGGCAAUAUGAUAUUCUUGUUAUCGGGGAGGAGCCGCAUGUCGCAUACAAUCGGGUUGGGCUUUCUUCAUUCUUUGAGCACCGCAAGAUCGAGGACCUGUACCUUGAGCCGACAGAAUGGUAUGGUUCUGUCAAAGAUCGAUCUUUUGACUACCAUCUCAACACGCGGGUAACGGAGAUCAUACCCCGCCUCAAGCAAGUCAAGACGUCAACAGGAGAUACUAUCACUUACGAUAUCCUUGUCCUUGCUACUGGCUCCGAUGCCGUCCUUCCUACCCAUACUCCAGGCUACGAUGCUAAAGGGAUCUUCGUUUAUCGGACAAUUUCCGACCUCGAGAAGCUCAUUGAGUUUGCCUCGAAGCACAAAGGCCAGACAGGAGUUACUGUUGGUGGGGGCUUGUUAGGCCUGGAAGCAGCCAAAGCCAUGACUGAUCUUGGUGACUUCGGAAACGUGAAACUCAUUGAUCGUAACAAGUGGGUGCUGGCCAGACAGCUGGACGGAGAUGCCGGAACACUUGUGACACGCAAAAUCAGAGAGCUGGGCUUGGAUGUGCUGCACCAGAAGCGCGUAGCGACGAUCAAGACAGACGCUGACAACAAUGUCACGGGGAUCGUCUUCGAGGAUGGUGAAGAAAUCAGCUGUUGCUGUAUAUGCUUUGCGAUCGGAGUCCACCCCAGGGAUGAAUUAGGGCAAACCGCAGGCAUUCAAUGUGCGGGGCGAGGAGGGUUUGUCAUCAAUGAAAGUCUGCAGACAUCCGUUGAGGAUAUCUAUGCUGUCGGCGAAUGCGCAAGCUGGGAAAAUCAAACGUUCGGUAUCAUCGCUCCGGGUAUCGAAAUGGCCGAUAUUCUGGCAUACAACCUGACGAAUCCCGAUAAAGAGCCAAAAAGCUUCAAACGUCCUGACCUUAGCACUAAACUAAAGCUAUUAGGGGUAGAUGUUGCCAGCUUUGGUGAUUUCUUCGCUGACAGGGAUGGGCCCAAGUUUCUUCCUGGUCAAAGGCCGUCGAUUCAAACUGACCGGAAAGACAGCGAUAAUGACAGUGAGUCGUUGGUAAAAGCACUUACCUACAAAGACCCCUUUAGUGGUGUCUACAAGAAAUACCUGUUCACCAUGGAUGGUAAAUACUUGCUCGGUGGAAUGAUGAUCGGAGAUACGAGAGAUUAUCUCAAACUGAACCAAAUGGUCAAGAUGCAAAAGGAAUUAGAGGUGCCUCCCAGCCAAUUCAUUUUGGGUGCCCAAAAGGAUGGAGAGGAGAAUGGGGACGACCUUGACGACAGUACCCAGAUCUGUGCUUGUCACAAUGUCACCAAAGGGGACUUGGUUGCCAAGAUCAAGAGUGGCACCUGCAAAACCAUCAGCGAAGUUAAGUCGUGCACUAAAGCAGGGACCGGUUGCGGCGGCUGCAUGCCCUUAGUGCAGUCGAUCUUCAACAAGACCAUGCUGGACAUGGGCCAAGAAGUCUCCAAUAACCUGUGUAUUCAUAUCCCACAUUCACGCGUUGAUCUCUACAACAUUAUUGCUGUCAAACAGCUGAAGACAUUCGAAGAUGUAAUGCGAGCGGUGGGAAAGAACCCCGAGUCCCUUGGCUGCGAACUGUGCAAGCCCGCGAUCGCAUCCGUCCUGUCUAGUCUCUUCAAUCCCCAUAUCAUGGAUAAGGGAUACCAUGAUUUGCAGGAGACGAAUGAUAGGUUCCUUGCCAAUAUCCAACGGAACGGGACAUUCUCAGUGGUACCUCGCGUCCCAGGAGGCGAAAUCACUGCAGACAAGCUGAUUGCCAUUGGACAAGUGGCAAAGAAGUACAAUCUUUACUGCAAGAUCACUGGAGGCCAGCGUAUCGAUAUGUUCGGAGCCAAGAAGCAGGAUCUUCUCGACAUCUGGACAGAACUCGUGAACGCGGGCAUGGAGAGUGGCCAUGCUUAUGCGAAGUCCCUGCGUACCAUCAAGAGCUGUGUCGGAACGACCUGGUGCCGUUUCGGUAAUGGAGACAGUGUUGGAAUGGCUAUUCGUCUAGAAGAGCGCUACAAGAGUCUUCGGUCUCCUCACAAGCUGAAGGGCGCUGUAUCUGGAUGCGUACGAGAAUGCGCUGAAGCACAAAACAAGGAUUUUGGCCUAAUCUCCACAGAGAAAGGCUUCAAUAUUUUUGUUGGAGGCAACGGAGGUGCCAAACCCCGGCACUCUGAGAUCUUAGCGAAAGAUGUGCCCCCAGAGAAAGUUAUCCCUCUCAUUGAUCGGUAUCUCAUUUUCUAUAUCCGCACGGCGGAUAAGCUGCAACGGACAGCGCGGUGGAUUGAAAACCUUCCAGGUGGAAUUGAGUACCUACGAGAAGUGGUACUUGAUGACAAGUUAGGGAUUGGCGCGGAAAUGGAGCAGCAAAUGCAGGAGCUAGUGGACGGCUAUUUUUGCGAAUGGACGGAAACAAUCCGGGAUCCGAAGCGGCGCAAACAUUUUCAACAAUUCGCCAAUACAGAUGAGACGGUUGAAACUGUGGAGGUCAUCAAGGAGCGUGGCCAAGAAAGACCCACCUACUGGUCUAAUGAGCCCGCAAAGGCGGACUUCAAGGGCCACCAAUGGUCUAGUCUUUCAUGGCAGCCUAUGAUCAAGGCAGACCACUUCUCCGAUGGAAUCACAUCCGCAAACCUCAAACGCGGGGAUACGCAACUUGCUGUCUUCAAGAUCAAAGGCAAGUUCUAUGCGACACAGCAAAUGUGCCCUCAUAAACGUGCUUUCGUCUUAUCAGAUGGCUUGAUUGGCGACGAUGAUGCAGGCAAGUACUGGGUGUCCUGUCCGAAUCACAAACGCAACUUUGAGCUCAACGGGGAGCAGGCGGGCCGCUGCUCUAACGAUGAGAGCAUGAAUAUUGCCACAUUUCCCGUUGAGGAGCGUGAUGAUGGUUGGGUUUACUUGAAGCUGCCUCCGGUGGAUGAGCUGGACUCCGUCCUGGGGACCGAGAAGUGGAAGGUGAAGAAGGGAGAAGCACCAGAUCCAUUCCAAAAGCACGACAAGAAAUACCGGGGACUUCGCGGAAAGAAGUUGGGUGAGAAGGCACCGUUAAGUAAGCGAGCAGCACCGCCUGGAGUGAUUGACUGGUAGUGUUUGUAUGUUGCCGUUAUGAGGAUACGUUUGGUUCUUGAAAGUCGUUAGUGCUUAUACUGGGAUGUUAUACAUUAGCUCUGUAAAGUAGGGAUACCAAUUUAUGUUCGCAAUUUUGAAUUUCUGCGUGGCGAUUUAGCUAGAGGCUAGGACUUAAUCCUUUUCCUACAUGACAAGGGAUAAGGAGGUCGACCCCAGAAACCUCACUAUAGACAUGAGCACUUUCCGCCGGGCGUGACAUGAACAUUGAUGUGCUGCGCACACACUCCUGUGCGUUUAUUAUCCCUUUGUCUCAAGGAUAUGCUGU